Messenger RNA from Lachnellula hyalina, 588 nucleotides. It is a transcript of the gene TMA22, whose product is annotated as Translation machinery-associated protein. Bases 1 to 588 code for a protein of 195 amino acids. The transcript is spliced from 4 exons. NCBI's taxonomy places the organism in Eukaryota, Fungi, Ascomycota, Leotiomycetes, Helotiales, Lachnaceae. Gene Ontology annotation, biological process: formation of translation preinitiation complex; translation reinitiation. Gene Ontology annotation, molecular function: mRNA binding; translation initiation factor activity. The record is from RefSeq and is a predicted model, not a curated record.
AUGGCCGAUACAGAACACCAAGAGCCAGCAGAGCCCCAAUCCAGACAUGUAAUCUAUUGCGGAGUUUGUUCAUUACCCCCAGAGUACUGCGAGUUCGGCGGCACAGUCAAGAAAUGCCAGGAAUGGCUCCAGAAAACAAAUGAAGAAAUGUACGACCGUUUAUGGUCUGAAGACGCCCUAGCAGCAGCUACCUCAACCCUCUCCCUCGACGCCCGCAAACGCGCCGAGAAAGACGCCCACAAAAAAGCGCUGAAGGCCGAAGCCGCGGAGCUCAAACAAGCACAGACGCUGUCGUCCUCCAAGGUCAUAAUCAAGCGCGUCGAGCGUAACAAGCGCAAGUACGUUACUGCUGUGAGCGGGCUGGAGGCGUUCGGCCUGGAGAAUAAAAAGGUGGCCAAGGAUUUCGGGAAGAAGUUCGCGACGGGGGCCAGUGUGACCAAGUUGCCGAGUGGGGGGGAGGAGAUUGUCGUGCAGGGGGAUGUGAGUGAAGAGAUCGAGGAGUUCAUCUUGGAGAAGUAUGGGGUUGUUCCUGAAGACAACAUCGAAUUGAUAGAAAGUAAGAUCAAGAAGGGUAGUGGAGCUGGCUAG